AAAACACUUCCCUUCUCUCCUUCAUUCAAGGAGUGAAGAAAGCUUCGCACACAUUCCUUCACCAACAUGGAAGAAACACCAUAUUUAUAUGAACAUGUAAAAAUAAACACGGAAUGAGCACUUGCUAAGUGUUGAUUUCAAUACUAAGUGCACAAGACAAGCAUGCAUAAGAUGGAUUCAUCUAAAUUCCUGAACUUUUCUCUUAUGGAAAGAGACUUCAAGGACAACCACAAUCAGACUAGAAACAUGUUCCCAGAAAUGCAAAAUGUUACAGACUGUGUCACAGCAGAGAAGUCACUCUCUUUGGCUUUGCUGUUUUCAUAUUCAAUAAUUUUUGUGAUUGGACUAGUUACCAAUGUUAUGGCUUUGUAUGUUUUUCUGUGUACUCCCUGCAAGAAGAACUCUAUCCAGAUUUAUCUACUGAAUGUUGCCAUUGCAGACCUCCUCCUGAUUUUCUGCCUGCCCUUCCGAAUACUCUAUCACAUUAACCAAAACACAUGGCUAUUAGGGCUGACUUUCUGCAGGAUUGUAGGAAACCUAUUUUAUAUGAACAUGUACAUCAGCAUAGUACUACUGGGGUUGAUUAGCUUGGACCGGUACUUAAAAAUUAAUAGAUCUGUGCAGCGCAUUAAAGUUCUAACAACAAAGCAAAGCAUAUAUAUUUGUUGUAUACUAUGGACAUUGGCAAUUAUGGGAUUUAUAGUGAUGGUUGUUCAGUCUGCCUGGAAAGAAGAAAAAAAUUCUACCAAGUGCUUUAAUUACAGAGGAAAACAAAAUGCAAAAAUGGAAGCAGGGUUGAAUUAUAUUCUUGUCAUAAUAUUUUGGAUUGUCUUCUUUCUAUUGAUUCUAUCUUACAUUAAAAUUGCAACUCAUCUUCUCAAAAUGUCUAAGAAGAGAAAAAGGUUCCCUGGGACUGGAAAGUAUAUUGCCAUUGCAAGGAACUCUUUUAUAGUACUUAUUAUUUUCACAUUAUGUUUUGUACCUUACCAUCUAUUCCGAUUUAUUUACAUCACUUCACAACUACAAGAUAUCUCUUGCCACUGGAAGCAAAUCAUCCACAAGUGCAAUGAAGUUAUGCUACUCUUUUCAGCCUUCAACAGCUGUUUAGACCCAGUUAUGUAUUUUCUAAUGUCCAGGAGCAUUCGUAAAACUGUACUGCGACUGAUUUGCAAACAACUUAGUAUGGAGUCUACUAUCAGUGAAAGUACUUCAGAAAUGAAACAAAGAUAUUCUUCUCAUGAUCAUCUGGAAAAUCCAACUCAUCACUCCAGAAUAUAUUUCAUUAAGAAUGUGAAAUAAUGAAUUAAUAGUACAAUGUCAUAAAUGUCCACUCUGAUGUAAAUUCCAUUAGGUUCAAUGGGUCUUAUACCCAGAUAAGUAGGUAUAGGUUUGUACAUCUUACGAAAGCCAAGAGGAAUCUGCUCCAGACAGUCUUAACUCGAUUAUUGCUUUCAUUUAAUAUAUUUGGAAGAUCUUUUGAAACGGGAAUUGUAGCCAUAUACAGUAAAUAAGGAACAAUAGUAUCUAGCUAUGUGGCAUGUAUGUAAUUAUGUUUACUUGCAUUUGUUUUCAGUAAAACUUGUGUGUAGUAGAACUUUAUAGUAGGCAUUUAUAUUAAAAGCUAGUCAAGCUAAUACAUGUUGAACUAUUUUAUUUUUAUUCUAUACACUGGCAAAACAUCUAUAUGAAAUGACAGCUAUGCAAAGCACAAAUUUAGUAUUUUCAACCUCUUAAAAUUAUUAUAUUGCCUAUGGUAAUACAUGAAACGUUCCAUUUAUAUUACUUCAAUGCACCCUGUAUAGGAUUGCCUUUAGAAAUGGUUUGCCUUGGUGAGCUCAAAAUUAUGCAGCCAGAGUGCUGAAUUAUUGCUUAUGUAAGCCAUCUUGAGUCCCCUCUGGGAUAGAGAAAGGUGGGAUAUAAACAUAGUAAAUAAAUAAAAAAUAAAUAAAUAGGAACUGGUUAUAAGGAACAUGUAAAUUUCUUGUUGAAAAAACUUCAUUGGCUACUGGUUAUUUUCUGGGCAUAAUUCAAACUCCUUGCUAUCAGCUACACUUAGGUUCACGCUAUUUGAAAUACUGCAUCUCAGAAUAUGAGGUUUCCUGAAUUUUAAGAUCUCUGGGGAAUAAUAAAGACCUUUUUGUUUAAACAGGUACUUAAUAAUAAAUACUGCAC
Anolis sagrei ordinatus is the source of this 2172-nucleotide messenger RNA. RefSeq names its product G protein-coupled receptor 34 (gene GPR34). The record is from RefSeq and is a predicted model, not a curated record. Gene Ontology annotation, molecular function: G protein-coupled purinergic nucleotide receptor activity. Lineage: Eukaryota; Metazoa; Chordata; Lepidosauria; Squamata; Anolidae. Gene Ontology annotation, biological process: G protein-coupled receptor signaling pathway. Gene Ontology annotation, cellular component: membrane.